AUGCUAUGUAUUUUCUGUGGUUUAGCAAUUAAUUUAUGCAAUUUACAUUUUUCUCACAAACCUCUAGGUGUUUUCAGUUUUUAUUUUGCAGUCCAUAUUACUAAGCUGUGGGAAGUCCCUUUUUAUUAUCUAAAAUAUUAUAUUGAAGCCGUCAAUGAAUUUUAACUUGAAAGAGUUGAUUACCACUCAGUGUUGAUAAGAUAACCUAUUUUUUUUUUUUUUGACAGAAUAAGUUUUACAUAAUUUACAGAAUUUUCACAUACACACAAAGUACAGUAAAUAAAACUGAAAUGCCAGUCCCAAAGACUUUUACUCUAAACAAUGGAAUUGAAUUCCCCACUGUGGGCUUGGGAACUUACAGGUCGAAACCAGGUGAAGUGGAAGAAGCAGUAAAAACAGCCAUAGAUGCAGGCUACAGACACUUUGACUGUGCCUGGUUUUAUGGCAAUGAACAUGAGAUUGGCCAGGCAAUACAUUCAAAAAUAUGCAGUGGGGUAAUUAAAAGAAAAGAUGUGUUUAUUGGCAGUAAGCUCUGGAACAAUUUUCACGCAAGAUCUGCCGUUGUGCCAAAACUAAAAGAAAGCUUGGAAGCUUUCCGGUUGGAUUACUUGGAUCUCUACUUGGUCCACUGGCCAAUGGGAUUUAAGGAGGAUGCGCCUCUGGCACCAAAAGAAAAUGUUCAAGAGGCCUUCAGCGAUGUGGAUUAUCUGGAAACGUGGCAAGGAAUGGAAGACGCUUAUAAAUUAGGCUUAGUAAAGUCGAUUGGCUUGUCCAAUUUUAAUGCCGAGCAAGUGGACAGAAUUUGUAAAAAUUGCACUAUUACCCCAACAAUAAAUCAGGUCGAGUGUAACCCCAAUAUAAACCAAAAAAAGCUGAUCAAAUUUUGUCGCGAAAGAGGAGUUCUACUUAUGGGUUUCUGUCCGCUAGGUAGAAGCGAAUACUCUGGCAGGCCCGGGUUUCCAGAACCGACUAUCUAUGAUCCGAAAGUACAGGAAAUUGGUAAAAAAUAUAAUAAAACCGGAGCCCAAGUUGUAUUGAAUUAUGAGGUAAACAAUCUGGGAAUUUUCGUGAUUCCAAAAUCAGUCACUCCAAGUCGGAUAAAGGAGAAUAUCGAUAUUUUCGAUUUUGAAUUAAAUGAUGAGGAAGUUGCUUAUUUGGACUCGUGCGACAAAAACAAACGAGUGUGUCCUGCAAACGAUUGGAAAGAUCAUAAAUAUUUCAGCUUUAAUGCUGAGUUUUGAUUUAUAUGUUCGUGAUUAGAUAUUAAAUUUAUGAUACGAAACUAAUUAAAUGUACUAGAUUAUACCUACAUAAUUUUUGUAUAUUUUAAAGUGUUUAUAAUUAUUUUGGUGUCUGUGAACGGGGUACUACAACUAUUAAAUCUAUAAUAAUGAAAACA
Anthonomus grandis grandis is the source of this 1399-nucleotide messenger RNA. RefSeq names its product 1,5-anhydro-D-fructose reductase-like. The record is from RefSeq and is a predicted model, not a curated record. The transcript is spliced from 6 exons. Gene Ontology annotation, molecular function: oxidoreductase activity. NCBI's taxonomy places the organism in Eukaryota, Metazoa, Arthropoda, Insecta, Coleoptera, Curculionidae. The coding region runs from base 291 to 1241 and encodes 316 amino acids.